AGUCCAAAAAGCCGAAGGAGCGGCGCGGGGAGCGGAGCCGUGCGGAGCCAUGGGGCCGUGCGGGGCCCUGGGCUGGGGGCUGCUGCUGCUGCUCAGCGCCGUGUGCGGGGCGGCGGGCGAGCCACACUCCCUGCGGUACAUCCACACCGGGAUGACGGAUCCCGGCCCCGGGCUGCCCUGGUUCGUGUCUGUGGGGUACGUGGACGGCGAGAUCUUCGUGCACUAUGACAACAAUACGCGGAGGGACGUGCCCCGCACCGAGUGGAUGGCGGCCAACAUGGACCAGCAGUACUGGGACAGACAGACGGAGAUCUCACAGAGGAAUGAGCAGAUUUACCGCGGGAACCUGAACACGCUGCGGGAACGCUACAACCAGAGCGGCGGGUCUCACACAUUGCAGUGGAUGUCGGGCUGUGACAUCCUCAAGGACGGCACCACCCGGGGGUAUCAUCAGGUGGCGUAUGAUGGGAGAGACUUCAUUGCCUUCGACAAAGACAUGAAGACGUUCACUGCGGCAGUUCCAGAGGCAGUUCCCACCAAGAGGAAAUGGGAGGACGAUGGGAGCAUUGCUGAGGGGUUGAAGAAUUACCUGCAGGAAACCUGUGUGGAGUGGCUGCGAAGAUACAUGGAACAUGGGAAGGCAGAGCUGGGCAGGAGAGAGCGGCCCGAGGUGCGAGUGUGGGGGAAGGAGGCCGACGGGAUCCUGACCUUGUCCUGCCGCGCUCACGGCUUCUACCCGCGGCCCAUCGUCGUCAGCUGGAUGAAGGAUGGCGAGGAGCAGCACCAGGACACCCAGACGGGGGGCAUCGUGCCCAACAGCGACGGCACCUACCACACCUGGGUCACCAUCGAUGCGCGGCCAGAGCACAGGGACAAGUACCAGUGCCGCGUGGAGCACGACAGCCUGCAACCGGCCGGCCUCUACUCGUGGGAACCAUCAAAGCCCAACCUGGUCCCCAUCGUGGUGGGGGUGAUCGUCGCCAUUGUGGCCAUCGCCAUCGUGGUUGGUGUUGGGUUCAUCAUCUACAGAAGACAUGCAGGGAAGAAAGGGAAGGGCUACAACGUUGCCCCUGCCCAGGAUGGUGGAUCCAACAGCUCAGCCACAGGUGCACACCGGGACUCCCCACCCUGA
Molecule: messenger RNA, 1132 nt
Organism: Phasianus colchicus (ring-necked pheasant)
Lineage: Eukaryota; Metazoa; Chordata; Aves; Galliformes; Phasianidae
Source: RefSeq, a predicted model, not a curated record